AUGAACAAUUGCAUAUCAGCUGCCGCAACAUGGCUGAAGUCAAAGUUUAUCAAUGCUCCAAAUGAUUGGUUAGAAGCUUGUGUGGAAUGGAUUGGUGAAGAGAAUCAGGGAAGUUUACAAUCACAACAACAGGUUAAUGAAUUGGUAUUUGAACAAUGGUUGUUAUCAGACUUACAUGAACUAGGUACACAAUGCCUGCCAGAACAGCUCAAGAAUUCUGACAAAUUUCAGCUUAAUGGAAAGUUUGCUUUACAGAUUGAUUCUAUGGUUGACAUUAGUCAAUCUUGUUAUAGUCAGCUGCAGAGAGUUACAGGGACAGAUAAUGCCAAUGUAGAUGUUUCAGCUGAUACACACAAACCUUGGGAACCAAAAGCUAAGAGAAUGUUAAUGUUAAAGUUGACAGAUGGUACCUUUGAUGUACAAGGAAUGGAGUAUGAACCUAUACCAUGUCUGGAUUAUAAACUGCACCCUGGUUGUAAGAUUCUAGUAACAGGAAAAAUACUAUGUCGACAUGGGCUAUUAAUGUUGAAAGAAGAAAAUAUAUCAGUUUUAGGAGGGGAAGUUGAUACUUUAAUGGAAUCUAACACACCUAAAAACAUCCUAAAGUUGACUUUAGAAAACAAUAUUUCAAAUGCUGAUAAACAGUACAGACAGGAAUUUGAAGGAGGACCUACAAUUAAUACAAAGUCUGAUAUUAAACCUGUGGUUCAGAUAACUAGAAAUAAUAAAAAUGGAAUGAGGGGUGCAGUAUCAAUUAGCGAAAAGAAAACCCAUUCUGAAAUAUUAAAGCAAGAAGAAAUGUCUGGCAUUGAUGAGUUUGAUGAAGACUUGCCACUUAGUGUUUUUUUAGAUGAUGACAUGGAUGUUUUUACAGACACCUUAUCUUUGAAUUUUAAUAAUUCCUCAGCUACAACCUUACCUUCUCAAUCUCAGCAUAGCAGUUGUGUGAACACUUGUCCAGGAAAAUUCACUAAAGUAUCAAAUGUCAAUCGUAAUAAUAUUACAUGUUUAGAUUCAAAUAUAAAAAAUCAAUUUCCUCAUCAAGACAAAAGUGUACAACAGAGUUCACUCAGACAAAUAACUUCAGAUAAAUAUGAGGAUGUAAACAACAUGACCUUUGUGGAUGAAGACUUUGAUGAUGACUUCGACAUGUCAGAUUUCUCUAAUUCAAGGACCAAAUUAGAUACUGAUUUAAGUACAAAGGAAAAAUUACAAGUUGGUAUCACAAAGAAGAGGCAGUUGAUAUCACCGGUAGAAAACCAAAAUUGCAAAAGGAGGUCAUAUAUGUCAAAUUCAGAUGUAGGGGCGUAUAUAAAACCUGAUUUAUCAGAAUCAGAUCAGUGGAAAGGAUCACAUCAAAACCCUGACCUGAACAUUAAAUUAGAAGAUGCAAUUGUCAGUGGUACAUCUGAUGUAAAUAUUGAUAUGAACAUGGAAGUAGCUUCCUCACUUGAAAACAACAGGGAAAGACCUUUAUCACAGGAAGUUAAUUUGAACUAUGAUCCAUGGACGUAUUUGAGUGUUGUCAAGAAAUAUUUACAAACACAGCAACUUAUCAGUUUUAAGGUCAAGGCUUAUAUAUCAACAUUAAUUGGAAAACUUGAAUGUGCUGAUUUCAAAAGAUGGUGUUUACCUGUCAAGAUAAAUGAUGGAACUGCCAGCAUGGAUGUUGAUCUUUCUAACAAGGUUUUAACAGAACUCAUUGGAUUUUCUGCAGCAGAAAGCCAGGUAAUGCGAAGAAUGGCAAAAACAGAUUGUCAUGUGAAGGAAAGAUUAACACAGGGAAUCAAAAUUUGUCAACAGAAGUUGGUAGAAUUACUUUGUAUAAUGGAGAUUGAAAUAUCACCACAUGUAGCCAAACCAGAAGUUAUCUCCUUAAAAGAAAUAACAACUACAGAUGUAUCAGUGUUAGCAGAUAGACUUCACAAUACAGGGAGGAAAAUACAGUCAUGUUUAUCUAAUUGACAGAAUAUUAAUAUAUGAUUAUGUCAGUCAAUAUUUUCUCUAUUGGGGUCUGAAAAGUUUUCAAUGUGAAGAAUUAUUUUGGACAUCUGUUAAAAUGUUUAAACCUGCUGCAUUUGUAUGCACCUGUCCUAAGUGAUCAGGAGCCUGUUCAUCAUUGUGUUCAUUGGUUGUCGUCUGUUGAUGCGGUUCAUAAAUGUUUCUCGUUUUUUAUAUAGAUUAAACCGUUGGUUUUCCUGUUUGAAUUGUUUUACUCUAGUCAUUUUGGGGCCUUUUAUGGCUUGCUGUUUGGUGUGAGCCAAGGCUCCGUGUUGAAGGCCGUACUUUGACCUAUAAUUGUUUACUUUUUACACAUUGUGACUUAUAUGGAGAGUUGUCUCAUUGGCACUCAUACCACAUCUUCUUAUUUCUAUAUAUGAGUGGAAAAUCUAGUGGCCAAAAAAUACCUCCCCUGCAAACACUGAUAAACAGAACUCUCCAAUGUUUAGAAUGUCCUCCCUGAUGAUGCUACUGAUUUUAAGUUCCGAAGAAAAUGUUUUGUUAAAUAGUUUUAAUGAAAAAAAUGAGUUACCACCAAUAAGGCCAGGGUUUUAUAUUUUGUUGGUUCACAUUUUUUUAAUGUCAAAAAGUCUGGUCAGUUGGUUUGGGGAAAAAAAUAUCUUACAAGACAUAAUUAUGUAAAGUGUAGUCAUUUCAAAGAGAUUUCUGGUAGUCGUUGAUCCUAUAGUUUUACAUAUAAUACUGACAUGGUUCGCAAUGGCAAAAUAGUUUAAUAUCCAAAAUAAGACAGUAUAUAGGCAAAUACUCCAAAACCUGUCUUUUUACAUUUAACAGAAAGUUAGUGCAAAAUUACAAAAUUUGAUAGUAAUCAACUGUAAUUAAUUGACUUUUUUCUAUGAAUUUAUUUGUUUUAAUAAUAAAUAAACUUUCUUAUCUCUAAA
Mytilus californianus (California mussel) is the source of this 2903-nucleotide messenger RNA. Its product is annotated as recQ-mediated genome instability protein 1-like. Gene Ontology annotation, biological process: double-strand break repair via homologous recombination; resolution of meiotic recombination intermediates. The record is from RefSeq and is a predicted model, not a curated record. NCBI's taxonomy places the organism in Eukaryota, Metazoa, Mollusca, Bivalvia, Mytilida, Mytilidae. The transcript has 13 exons. Gene Ontology annotation, cellular component: nuclear body; RecQ family helicase-topoisomerase III complex. The coding region runs from base 1 to 1965 and encodes 654 amino acids. Gene Ontology annotation, molecular function: nucleotide binding.